This is a messenger RNA of Purpureocillium takamizusanense, 734 nucleotides long. RefSeq lists its product as uncharacterized. The record is from RefSeq and is a predicted model, not a curated record. Lineage: Eukaryota; Fungi; Ascomycota; Sordariomycetes; Hypocreales; Ophiocordycipitaceae. The coding region runs from base 43 to 486 and encodes 147 amino acids. The transcript has a single exon.
GCAGCAAUAACAAACAAAUCAACAAUAACAACAACAACAAUCAUGCAGUUCUCUGGAAAGCUCACCGCCGCGGCCCUCGUGCUGCUGUUCGCCGGCUCCUCGGUCGCGACGCCCGUCCCCGGCGCCGGUGAGAGCAGCAUGCGCGGCGGCGGCGGCGGCGGCAACAAGUACGGGGCGCAGCAGGGCUCCAACAAGUACGGCCAACAGGGCGGCAGCGGCGCCUUUGGCGGCGUUGACUCGUCGGCGUCCAGCACGUCUUGGAAGUACAUGGGCUCAAAGUACAACAGCGCCCCAGGAGGCGGCGCCUCCUCCUCCUCCUACGGCAACAGCAACAAGGGGAAGCAGCCGAGCUUUGAGCAGAUGAAGAAGGACUGGGAUGCGGGGUUGGACCGCAACUUUGGCCCCGGCAAGCACGACGGAAACAGCGCGAUGCCAAAAGGUGCAACCGGGAACCCUCUGAGCCAGGGCAGCAAGCAAGUCCAGUAGUCAAACUCAGAAGGGAAAGAGGGCAUAACGAGAGGCAAUACUCGGAAUUCCAGGAUAACGAGAGCUUGGCUAGGAUAUACACGGGCUAUGGAGACAGGGCCUAUAGGAGAGGGGCUAAGGAACAGCCUGCGACUUUGCCUGCCGCCUAGACAGGGGGGAAGCGGUUGAAUAGUGGCGGGAUUAUAGACGGAAAGGCUCAGCGCCUCUGAAUUCCCUAGGACCAACUCAAUACAUUCUUUUUGAUGGGG